GAUUGGAGAUCAGUCGAAAGCUAAAAAACCAGUGAAACCAAAGCAAACUUGAGCCGUCAGUAAUUCCGCUUCUGCCUGAUCCGAUUCUUUCAUUCGAGCCACUGCAGAGUCGCGUCAGGGAAAAAUUUGAGACUAAGGGUUUCAUCCCUGACCCGAGUGGUUAAUUUUACUCCCAAAUUGGCCAAAUCUGACAAGCAUCACCAUGUCGCUGCAGCCAAGGCCAGUCAAUUUUGACGAGAUGUGGGGCAAAUUGGAGCCCACCGUGCAGGGUGUCAUCAAAUUGGGAAACGUUCCUAAAUCUGACUGGAAUGAAGGAUUUGGACACGUUUAUGCCCUUUGUGUGGCCCAGCCAGAUAUUUUGGCAGAUCCUCUUUAUGAUAAGACUCAACUGUUCCUGGAGAACCACGUCAGGGAGCUGCUUCAAAACGUGAAACAGUACCAGGGUGUUGACCUUUUGAAGGCGUACAACGAAUACUGGAACACGUACAAGGAGGGUUGUCAGUACCUUCACCUCUUGUACAUGUAUCUCAACACUCAGCACAUUCGGAAGUCCAAGUUGGGUGACGCCGAGUUGCGGUUCGUUGACAGUGCCAUGCAGCAGGUUGAGCAAAUGGAAAUUGGAGAAUUAGGUCUCUCGGUCUGGAAAGACGAAAUGAUCAUGCCUUUGAUGAAGGAAAUAGUUGGCUUGCUUCUCGAAGGAAUCCAGCAGGACCGCGAUGGAAGUGCUUCAUAUCAAAUGACAGCAAUCAUGCAAGGGGUAAUCAACUCGUUUGUCUGUGUGGAAGAAUACAAGCAAAAAAUGCAACAAGAACUGUAUGAAGAAAUCUUUGAGAAGCCUUUCCUUGAGGCUAGUGGAGAUUACUACAGAAAAGAGGCCAGCAGAAUGCUGCAAGAGUAUGACAUUGCUGAAUAUAUGGAACGAGUUAUUCAAAAGCUGGAGGAAGAAAUCAAGAGGAGCAACCGCUACCUUUACAAGACCUCCUUUGAAAAGGUCCGCAGCAAAUUUGAGGAGCACUUCGUCGAAAACCACAAGGAUAGGCUUCUCAGCGAGUGCCCAGGAAUGGUUGAGGGAGAGAGGAAAAAGGAGUUGGGGAAUUUGUAUAUCCUCCUGAAGCCGCUUCCUCAACACAUGAACCACCUGAUAAAUGCUCUGCAAGAACACAUCCAGAAGAAAGGCCUGGAGAGCAUCUCAAAUCUGGGAGGCGAAAACAUCCACUCGCAGUUUGUGGAAAACAUGCUGGGAGUUCAUAAGAAGUACAGAGACCUCAUCAGGGAGGUCUUCAAAGAUGACCAGAACUAUGUUGGUGCUCUCGACAAAGCUUGCACCCUUGUCAUAAAUCACAAAAGUAACCCGAGGUCGGCAUGCAAGUCUCCUGAAAUGUUGGCCAAGCACUGUGACUCGCUGCUGCGUAAAACAGCCAAGGGGAUUUCUGAGUCGGAAGUGGAAGAGAAACUAGGCCAGUCGAUCACUAUUUUCAAGUACAUUGACGACAAAGACGUCUUCCAAAAAUUCUACUCUCGCAUGCUGGCAAAGCGUCUAAUCCAGCAGAUGAGUCAGUCCAUGGACUUGGAGGAAGGAAUGAUCAAUAGAUUGAAGCAAGCGUGUGGCUACGAGUUCACCAGCAAGCUGCACAGAAUGUUCACUGAUAUCAAUGUAUCUAGUGAUUUGAACGCUCAGUUCAAUGAUUCGCUGCAGAAGGAUGGCUAUGAGCUUGGAAUAGGAUUCUCUGUAAAUGUGCUGCAGACGGCUGCUUGGCCCAUCAGCAAUAUUAACUCCACUCCAAUCACCCUGCCCUCUGAGCUUGAAAACGCUGUACAAAAGUUCGAAAACUUUUACCACACGCGGUUUAGUGGCAGGAAAUUGACUUGGAUUCAUAACUUAUGCCAAUGUGAGUUGCGGUUCAACUACCUCAAGAAAACUUAUUUCAUCACAAUGAACACUUAUCAAAUGGCAAUUCUGCUACUCUUCGCAAAGACAGACAAACUCAACUACUCGGACAUCAAGGAGACCCUUUCAAUACCUGAGGAGGCUCUGAACAAGCACAUUGCUAGCUUGGUAGAGUGCAAAUUCCUCUCUUCAGACACAGAAGCUAUUGCUUCAGAGAGCCAGUUGUCUCUGAACAUGAGCUAUAGCAACAAAAGAACCAAAUUCAAAAUCUCAGGCGCAAUUCAACGAGAGUUGCCCCAGGAGUCUGAGCAAACCAUCAGUGCCGUUGAUGAUGAUCGGAAAAUGUAUUUGCAGGCAGCAAUCGUUCGCAUCAUGAAAUCACGGAAGUCACUUCGUCACAACGAUCUUAUUACUCAAGUGUUGGCUCAAAACAACGGAACUUUCACUCCUUCAAUCAGUAUGAUUAAAAAGAGCAUCGAAUCGCUGAUUGAGAAGCAGUACUUAGAGAGGACAGCAAACACAACAGAUUUCUACAGUUACAUUGCUUAAAGCAAUCGUUUUUGACUCGUCGGUGAAAGAUUUAUGACGUUCAUUCUUAUGUUCAAACAACCGAGUCAAUGCGUGCCUAAAAAUCUCUACAAAUGUGUUUUUUCUUUCUUUUUAUCAGUGACAGACCGUUUUUUUUUUUUAAUUUUCCUGCCUGAAAAUAUGAUGUAAAUAGGAUUUAACUGGUGUAACAUUAUUUGAUGUGUACCACUUUUUGGUCUGAUUAAUUAUGUUACCAGAGAAGAUGGAAAUUUCUUAAGCUUGAAUUGUAAUCCCUAAUUUGGUUUCAAUCAAAAAGGUUUGAAAUAUCAUUCUCUACACUUGGAAACUCCUGCAUUUUACAUUAAAUUUUUACUUUGCAUGUUUUAAGUGGUCUAAAAUGUCUGAAGAUGUAAAAAUGGAUGAUAAUAAAUUCCUUAAUUCAUAAACU
Neocloeon triangulifer is the source of this 2864-nucleotide messenger RNA. It is a transcript of the gene Cul2, whose product is annotated as cullin-2. Gene Ontology annotation, cellular component: Cul2-RING ubiquitin ligase complex; SCF ubiquitin ligase complex. The transcript has 14 exons. Bases 203 to 2437 code for a protein of 744 amino acids. NCBI's taxonomy places the organism in Eukaryota, Metazoa, Arthropoda, Insecta, Ephemeroptera, Baetidae. Gene Ontology annotation, biological process: protein ubiquitination; SCF-dependent proteasomal ubiquitin-dependent protein catabolic process. Gene Ontology annotation, molecular function: ubiquitin protein ligase binding. The record is from RefSeq and is a predicted model, not a curated record.